Messenger RNA from Sphaeroforma arctica JP610, 917 nucleotides. RefSeq lists its product as hypothetical. The record is from RefSeq and is a predicted model, not a curated record. The coding region runs from base 31 to 894 and encodes 287 amino acids. NCBI's taxonomy places the organism in Eukaryota, Ichthyosporea, Ichthyophonida. The transcript is spliced from 6 exons. Gene Ontology annotation, molecular function: RNA binding; pseudouridine synthase activity. Gene Ontology annotation, biological process: tRNA pseudouridine synthesis.
ACAGCGCCUAAGCCGAUUGGGUGGAACAACAUGCGCGAAUGUCUGAGUACUAUGACUGCGAUCAAACUAACCAAUGCCGCAACGAAGUCCUGCAUAGCAACCACACCCACACCCGUAGCAACGGCCCUGGCGUCUCCUGCGGUAACUAUCAGCAUGCAGACAGUGUACAUUGCCGGCAGGUAUAAUAAGUACUCAAAGGAACUGUCGCAAACACCGUGGAUGUUAAACGGUGUCUUAAAAACACCCCAUAGCGUUCUCUCGCGGAUGGAAUCACAUUUCCUGACAGCCACCAAAUGCAGUUCUGUGGUCUUCUCAUCGUCUGGUCGUGAGGAUGUGGAUGUUCGCAUGUUGGGCCGUGGGCGACCGUUUGUGAUGGAGUGCGUCAACCCCAAACGACAGAUGACCACUGCAAUGCUCAGCACACUACAACGCACAGUCAACGAGUCAUGCUCUGACAUGCGCAUCAACGACAUCCAGGUAGUCACAAAAGAAGAGACGCUUAGGAAUAGGGAAGAUGACUCGGACAAGCGCAAGAAGUACCUGGCCACCGUCACCUUUGCUGAGGCUCAGACAGACGACUCCAUCAAGGCCCUCAACGAGACGGGCGAGUUUUUAAUACAACAACAGACACCCGUGCGUGUGCUACACAGACGGCCACUGCUGACACGGCCACGGAUGAUCUACGCCAGUCAUCUGCAGCUCACGAGUCCGUUUAACGGACUGUUGACUCUGACGACCCAAGCAGGCACCUACAUCAAGGAGUUCUGUCACGGAGAUCUUGGUCGAACUGUGCCCAACCUGUCAACGUUUCUGAAGUGCGACUGUGAUAUCUCCGACCUCGACGUAGCGGAUGUGGAGAUGGACUGGCCGCCUAGAAUAGAGCAAGACUUCUGAAUAAAACUCCCAAUUAUAUAACG